UAUAAAGGCCAGCUCCUCCAUUCUCUUUUACCUUCUCCUAACACAAUGGCAAAGGGAUUUUAUGUCAGCAAGAUUGUUGCUAUUGUUGGCAUUGUUUUUUCUGUAGCUGCUGUAGCUACUGUCAUAGCUCUGGCAGUAGUGUAUGCUCAAGAAAAGGCAAGAAAUUAUGACCUACAAAAUCCUCCAGAUGUAUCAAGCACAACUACAUCUGGCACCAGUCCCACUAGUUCCAUCACCACCACCACCACUCCUCCAUCUGAUGAACCAUGGCUCAAAUACCGUCUUCCAAAAACCCUUAAACCAGAUCAUUAUGAUGUUCGACUACGGCCAGUUCUAGAGAAGAAUGCUGAAGGACUCUAUGUGUUUCACGGAAAAAGUGAAGCUUUCUUUACGUGUGAAGAAGCAACCAACCUUGUCAUUAUCCACAGUAACAAGCUCAAUUUCACCACAAAUCCCACAGCUAUUCUUAGGGAUAGUUCUGGGAAUGCUCUAACUGUGUCUAAGAUAGAAGAGGUGCCAGUAACACAGUAUCUGGUGCUACAUGUGUCUACCCCCCUGGAAGUUGGCAAAAAUUACUCUUUGUACACUGAGUUUGUUGGGGAGCUGGCAGAUGACCUGGCUGGAUUUUACCGGAGUGAAUAUGUGGAGGAUGGAGAAACCAAGUAAGGUUUUAGAAUGAUUAAACCUCACAAUAAGAUACGUCAGUGUUAGCUAUUGGUUGCCAACAUGUAUUUCUCCAGCUGUUACACAGCUAUGGAUCCCAUGAUCCAAAGAUAACUUGUCUAGCCAAGAGGAGCUAAGGUUACUAUAAUUUGCACCUCUCCAACCAAUGGUGUGUUACAUGGAAGCUACACCAGGAGGCUAUAUGUAAGGUCAUGUUGGUAAAUACUAAGCUUUCCUUAUUUAGUAUUCUCUAUUUUGCAUUUUCAACGUGGUUGAUGAGUUAUAUUACAUAACAGCACUUAAAAGAAUAAAAUGAUUAACCAUGCAAUGAUGCCAUAUUAUAUAAUAAUACAUCAUAAUACAUUACCAUAAUCAUUCAAAAUAUUUGGGAAAAAUAAAAAAGUGAUAUAACCAAUGGGCAUUAUGUAUAUGCUGAGAAGAACAUCAGUUUGUGUCUGAGAAAUAGUAUUAUCUAAUUAACCUUGCAUGUUAGAACCCCUGGUGUCAUUGGUGAUACAUUGUUUAGCAAGAAAUGUACCAGAAAAUAUACAUUCAGAGUUUUCUAGUUACAUUAUGGAAGAGUAACUUAAAAAAGUGCUAAUUGUGCAGUCCAUAAUUUUUAAAUGACCCAUGUUGAUAACUUUGCCCCAAAAAUCUUCUGUAUGUGGUGUUAUAUUAGCUACUGGACUAUCCACAACAAUAUGAAGGUGGAUACCAACCUUAGAUUCCCUAUAAUUUCAACCCUCCCCAACUACCUCUAAACUUACAUUAAUGUAUACACUGCUGUACCCCUUAUCAAAGCAGUGCUUCAUUAUGGAAAGAGUUAAAAUAAUGUUACUACAAUAUUUUUUAAAGUAGAGACAUUUAGGUGUCACUGUUAACGUUAUUAAGUUAUGUGACAUUUAAAUGCCAAUAUUUUUUUUUUAAAUGAAAUCCUCUUAAUUGCAGCGAUGGGACUUUUGCCUCAUACAUAUAUACAUAAUGAAUGAUUCCCUACAGACUACUUAAUAUUACAGAGUCUCCCUAACCUUUACCUAACUCCAAAUCUAAUCUUACCCUAAUUUGUAGUGCACCGUGAGCCACAUGAUACAACAGGGUCUCUUUUAGCUAACAUAUUUUUGUUUGUGACAGGAUCAUCGCUACCACACAGAUGCAGGCCCCGGAUGCCAGGAAGGCAUUUCCCUGUUUUGAUGAACCAGCAAUGAAAGCUACUUUCAACAUCACCAUUGUACAUAAACCAGACUAUGUGGCUCUGUCAAACAUGAAUCCUAUCAGUAAGUGACUGUGCUUAUUAUAAUUACAAUCAUUUGUAAAAGUACAUAUAUCUGUGUGAUUGGUCUGAUAAAUCACAUGACAGGUGACCAUGCAUAAAAUUAUGGAUGCCAAGUCAGCUUUCACGCUACUAAAGGAAUAUGUUGCACAUUGCGUGAAUAAAAAAAAAAACUAACGUGAAAAAACUCACAGUGAAUCAUAUGUUAUAAAGAUACGAAGAGUUUAUUAUUAUGAUUAUUAUUAAUAUUUAUAAAGCAAAUAGAGUUAAAAUUGUUAAACAAAAAAGCGCAAAUAAUACUAAAAAUAUGAAGAAUAAUGGUAAAACUAUAAUAAAUUAUUAGCUGCUAAACACAUAAAUGAUUAUUCCUAAAAUAGUGAAUUGAAAGUGUAAGCGCUUAGUAGAUUGGUUCCAUAGUAAAUUCUAAUGGGUUCUAAUACAAAUAUAUUAGCAAUAUUGUGCAAAGCUUAUAUAUCUACACACACUUCCCCAGUGGUGUGCAAGAUAUAUGUAGAGUAUUAGAUAGGAAUAUAUCAAUAAACAUUAAUUGUAUAAAAUAAUCAAAAUGUAUUAUGUUUUAAAACACGGGUAUUCCUAACUAUUGCUAUAAAUAGCUGCUAACACAGUAAAAAUAAGUGAUAAUGAGUACCAACAAUCACUAGAUGAUUCAACGGAGUCAGUGAUGUAAAGAGAGUAAAGUGUUCCUGUGGAAUAUAUUACCACUCCUUCACAGGCAGCAAGACCCGCAUGGCAAUUGGAGGCUUAACUGCUGGAUGAUAUCUUUAUGAAGGUGAUGAUUUAAAAGCUUGUUCUUGUGUCCAGAUAGAUACUCUUGUAGCAGAUGGAUCCAUUACAUGCUAGAUUCCCAGCCGCAGUGAAAGUUUCUUAGAGCAAGCUGAAACUGUGUUGCAAUUAAAUAGUUUUUAAAUCAUUACCUUCAUAAAGAUAUCAUCCAGCAGUUAACCCUCCAAUUGCCAUGCGGGUCUUGCUGCCUGUGAAGGAGUGGUAAACAGGAACACUUUACUCUCUUUAAACUUAAACUUGACUCUGUUGCAUCAUCUAGUGAUUAUUGGUGCUCAUUAUCACUUAUUUUUACUGUGUUAGCAGCUAUUUAUAGCAAUAGUUAGGAAUACCCGUGUUUUAAAACAUCAUAAAUUUUGAUUAUUUUAUACAAUUAAUGUUUAUUGGUAUAUUCCUAUCUAAUACUCUACAUAUAUCUUGCACAACGCUGGGGAAGUGUGUGUAGAUAUAUAAGCUCCGCACAAUAUUGCUAAUAUAUUUGUAUUAGAACCCAUUAGAAUUUGCUAUGGGACCGAUCUACUAAGCGCAUACACUUUCAAUUCAAUAUUUAAAAUGCGCCAAGUUCCGCAGCGCUGUACAAUGGAUCGACUAACAGACGUGUUUUUAACCAGAUGAGUUGGACAUACAGGAACAGAGGGAUUGAGGGCCCUGCUCAAUGAGCUUACAUGCUAGAGGGAGUGGGUUAUAGUGACACAAAAGGUAAAGGAAGGGUAGAAAAGUAGGUUGCUAGGAUAGUGUUCACUGAGGGCUUAGUGUUGUUAUGAUGACAGUUACAGGAGAGGAAUUAAGGUGUCGGGAGAGAAAGCUGAUUGAUUAUUAAAACCACACUAACACAGUAUACCACAGGAAACCACACUAACACAGUAUACCACAGGAAACCCCACUAACAGUAUAAAGGGACCAAAUUGAUCAUGGACACGCAAUAUAGGAGAAGCAACAUUAAUCACUAGGAAGAACUCCAAAUUUAGCAAAAGAAUUAUGAGAAUAGGUUAACUGCAAACGGUCCUUGGUGAUUUCAAACAUUUACAAUAUUAGAGCUCACAAGUUCAUCUUAUAAAUUUAUAAAUUCCGUACAAGAUUAUUUCAUGUUCCCAAUUUUCACUGUAUAUUUCUUGCCGUAGUAUUUAUAUAAUAUGUUUUCUGAUUUUCUAAAACUUUAUCAAACUCCAUUUCUGCAUACUAAUAUAUUUGAGCGAACUUUAAGAAAGGGCUAAUUGUAUGCUUUGUGAUUUCUAAUGUUUCUCUGACACUAAUGUUUCUUUUCUGUAGGUCAAACUAAUAUAACAGAAGAUGGUGAACAAUGGACUCAAACUGUUUUUGAUAAAACCUUCAAAAUGUCCACGUACCUGGUGGCAUUUAUAGUGUCUCAGUUUAAAGCAACUGGUGCUGCAGGAACUAGUGAUACUAUUGGGGUAAGUUAGUUAAUACAGGUUAUUCACAAAAUCGAAAUUUUUCAUUGAAUUGCAAAACUUGUAUAAAACAGUUUAAUGUAAUAAAUAAAUAAAUCCCAGUAUCAGCUAUGUGGUAAAUGCAAUCUAGUUAUAGUACAAAUUUGCAUUUUUUAUUGUGAUUACUGAUUCGAAAACUAUCUCAUCUUCUAAAACUUCUAAACAAAAUGCCCUUCUGAAUGUAUCCAUUGAAACAAAGUCUGAGUGAUAUUUAAAAAAAAUUGCAUUUGCUACAACUUGAGCUCACGGUAUAUCAGCAAGCAAACAUUGUAAAAUACUCUAAAACCACUUUAAGCAGGGCUUUCUAUAACAAGGAGCAAGACAUAAUCCUCCUUCUCUCAUCUUAAGUGUGGGAGAGACAGGGACAAUAAAUCACAAAACCAAGUAACUAAGUUACUGUACGUCUAUCAUUGUAAAUCACUGUGUCACACAGAAUUUUUAUGAAAUAUUUUUAUGCUAAUGAAGAAAUCUGGGUAUUAUUUUAUCACGCGCGCUAAAGCUAAAUAUGAAUCUAUUCUGUUUUACUUGGAUUUUGCUAUAUGUAAUCGUUAAAAAAAACUCCCAUGACUAAUUACAUAUUUUUCAUACUUAGAACCAGGAAAACUGGACAUUAUCCUAUCUAUCUUUCACAUUAGGUCUAACUUUGGCCCAUUUAUAUUACAAGGCUUUCCCCUGGAAACUGUACUUUACAUAGUAAUAUCAAUUAUGUAUUCAUUGUAGAUGCAACUUCCCAGUCAGUAGAAAUGUGGCAUCAAACUCUCCAUUAUUAACCUCUUCAUCCCUGAUAGGGGAAAGGGUAGGGCAGACUCUUAUUUUGCGUUGGUUUGGGAGUAUAUGCAAAUUAAAGCAAAAGUGAUAGAGGGAAGAGUAAGAUGGUUCGGGAUACCCAGCCAGAUUUCAAAUAGAGAAAGAGGUUAAGGUGUAGCUGGGAGUGGGGCUGUUCCAAGAAAUUGUAGGUGGCAUUCUAAUAACAAUUUAUGCAACUAAAAUGUAAUUUAGAACAAGAACAAUGUAUCUAUGUAUCUUAUUUACACAUACUGAUUUCUAAAUGCAUUUAUUGUAGUUUAAAUACACAUUACUGUGAGAAUUAUUGCUGUGGAGCUCUGACACUCAGACACACCAACUAUAUGGAGCUCCUAUAAAAGAGGGACAUUAGUUUAGAAAAGAGGGACAUUAGGAUAGAAAAGAGAGACAGAUAGAUCUGGGCCCAAAAUAUUAUCUGCCCCUCCUGUUUCCUCACAUUCAUUAAAAGUGGCACAUUUAAAGGUAUGGUUAUUCAUAUAUUUGAAAUUCUUUAUUUUUGCAUUUUAAAGUUUAUUACAGGUAUUCGGUAUAAAUGUACAUGUCGUGCUUGAAGUUUGCCUUUACAUUUGAUAUAAUAUACUUUUAAAGCAUAGAGUCAUAUAUAUAUAAUACAGCGUACAUAUGACUGUUUUGGUUAUUGGCAUGACAUCAGUUUCACGACAUUGGCUAAAACAAAAUUUAACAAUUCAUUUCUUCAUUUCUUGUCGGUUAGACAAGGUAACUUAAAUUUUCGUUAACUUGAAUAAAUUAACUUGGGUAGGUAGUCUAGGUAUGUGCAUCCUAGGUAUUUCCACUUGGGAUCCGUGACUUCCUUUCUCAUGUUGGUUGAUGUGGGGGUGAUGAUCUUGAGUAUUAGCCACCGGUGAAUGCCCCGUUUUCUGGAAUCUGUUGUCAUGUGCUUGUGGUCAGGGGUUAGAAGAGUGGCAACAGGAGUGGCUUUUCAUGUUAAUGGCCGUUUUGCUGGGUGAAUAUUUUCCCCUAGGUAGCUGAUGUGGCCUGGUGAGGUGCUGUUUGACGGUAGGGUAGAGUUGUGGUUGUAUUGAAAUGUGGUACACAUGGGUGCGGUUGAUCCUGGUUGUGGAUGUGGGGGUGGAGAGCGGGGGUGGACUUUUUAGGUUCUUGUGUUGGUGGUGUAGUGUGUCAUGUAAGUGUGGGGGGGGGACAGAAGUAGAGAAAAGGAAAGAUAACACUGAGGGAGAAUGAGUAGUUUGAAGUAGUAAUUGGGGUUCAUGACAGUGGUAGAGUUGGUAACUAGCGUCUUCUGCUGGGGCCCAGCCUCUAUUGAGGCAUCGGGAAUUCGAAGAGCUAUGGGUUCCAAAUUUUGUCAAAGUGUUUAGUUGUAUCAUGGAUUAGGGUGGAGAGCCAAUCAAUUUUCGAAGUGCUAUGGGUUCCAAAUUUUGUCAAAGUGUUUAGUUGUAUCAUGGAUUAGGGUGGAGAGCCCAUCCAUUUUCCUAGCUUCUUCAACUUUAUGUUUCACCUCCACUCUGUUACCCCUUUGCACCUAAAAUGAAGAGGUAGGAAGUGAUUUGGAAAAAUAAUAAUAUUGUUAACUUCUUCAUCAUAGCCUAUAAACCUUAACAUGCAUAAGGAAAAUUCAGGGUCACUACAACCCUCCCCUCCCAGGUAAAUGGCGGUGCUUUGAAUUCUGACUCAAUAGUUUUGAACUUCACUUACCAAUGGUAGGCUGUCAAAUGGUAUAGAGGAGAUGCAAAAUACUCCUCUAUGCCUCAUACAUGAUGUAAAGGAGGCGGUGGAAGACAGUUUUGUCUAAUUUUUGUUAGAGGAUUCUGAGGUUUUUACAGGGCUGGGUAUAUAGGUAAGGUGCCUGCAGACACACAAUUCUAAGGUGACCCCUGCUCCCCAUCCUAAAAAAGCAGUUAAAUAUAAUAUAGUAUACAUGCAGAUAAAGCAAGUAUAAUCAAUGUAUUAACUUGACAUUGCAAGUUUAAAAAUUAUAUACUCAUAUUUGACAACUUGAUAUGUAUAACUGUAUGUGCACAUUUCUGCUCUGCUUGUAAUGUAUUGUGUUUGAGUCUGUGAGUAUAGUGAGUGUAUGCAGCUGUGUAAAUGAAUGCAGGGUUAGAGAUUAUGUUAUAAUGGUUACGGUAAAAAAGAUUAGACAGGAAUUAACUUGAAAAUUAGAUUGUGGGUGUUUAUUGUUAAGAAGAAUAAACGCUUGAGAAGGAUUAAAGUUAUAGUAUAAGGGCUGUUAAUACUGAUAAAAGGUUGAGUAUUGGUAUUAUAGUUAGAGUGGGCUUAAAUUUCGUAUUUUGAUACAGUGGGUGAUUUAGGAUUAUUGAGUUUAGGGCUAGGUUAAAUGUAUUUUUGAGGUACAUGAGGUGUUUAGUUUUUAAAAGAAGUUAAGCAAACGGUUUAUUUUGAGGUCUAGGCUUUGAGUGCCUUAAUAUGGAAAAAUUACUUAGGUUUUUUUUUUUAGGUUUUGACAGGGUUACAUUUAUGGUAAGAGAAAAUGUGCAUUUAGGGUAUGUGGAGUUUAAAGAGUCAAUUGCAAAGUUAUCAACCUCCUAAAUUGGGACAAUCCUUGGGUCCCAGACGCCUCAGUGCAUAAUAACUUGGGGUGCCCCCAGGUGGCGUUGUCAUCUUACUAACCCCUCCCCUUUGCAAUGACUUCACCUCUCCAUCUAGACACACACUCACUGACAGUCACACACACUCACUGAUUUGACACACACUGACAGAAGCAUAUUCAGACACAUUGACACACACUCUCAAUGACAGAUACACAAUCUCACUGAUUUGAAACACUCACUGACAGACACAAAUGCUGACAGACACACACAUACACACUUACUGACAGACACUCUCAAUGACAGACACACACUCUCAAUGAUUUAAAAACGCUCACUGACAGACACAAAUACACUGACAGACAAUGCCAGCUAGGUGCCGUUAGGUGCCCUGUGCAAAAAAUCCUCACAUCACCCCUUCCUGACCCUUCCCUUGACCUACCUAAAAGUAUUUCACCAUCUAAGCCAAAACAAUAUAACUUGGACAAUAUAGCUGACCUGAAAAUAAAUUAAGUGGAUAUUUUUGUUCCAUUUCAGCUGUUUUUGAAUAGGUUAGUCCUUACCAUGCCAAUAGAUUAGAAUAAACGUUUGUGUGUUACUUCACACCUCCCCAACUCCUUUUAUGUUUUUCCUGAUUCUUCAUUAAUGUCUCUCCUAAACCCUUCUUUCCACCUUGCAUGUCUCUUUUUCUUUUACAGUCUUGUUUCUUAACCCACUGUUUCUUCUUGUGUGUUUCUUAAUCCCUUUUAAACCAUUUUUUUGACCCCACAUAAAUAAAGUCACAUGCAUAGAUGCAAUCACAUAUACAUACAGACAUAACCAUAAUCACAAACUGAACACAUCAAUAUUGAAUAAAAGGGACUGCACUCCAGUCACAGAAUUCCAUUUCUUUUGAAUGAUAUAAAAGGCAAAACAAAAGCAAAAAAAAAAAAAAAGGGGGGGGGUUCUCCAAACUAAGGAGUUGACCACAUCUCCAGAUAUAUGUGAAACACAAAACAAGGAAGUCCAGCACUGAGCGUUCUAAAUCACAACAUACAUCAUCACACAAUUACACACACAGCCCCAUGCAUACCUAGACAGUCACACACAAUACAAUACACACACAUUUGCACUGUCAUAUGGACACUAUAUCGGUCACAUACAUACACACAAACACACACACACACACACACAAACACAUACACAGCAAGUCACAUACUUACUCAAUAUAAGUAACAACAGCCUAUCAGUGUCACAUACACACACUGGCGUACAUACCGCGGUAUGUACACCAGUUUGCCAGCCUCUUCUCCUGGAGGCCCCCUGAGGCUGGCAGUGGUGUCGGCGGGCAGGUGGGUGCGCAAGGGAACAUUCUCCCCUGAGCGCUCUCCGUCCAGCUCCCUCGCGCACACCGCAGUGAUGCCAGAGCCGGAAUAUGAUGUCACUCCAGCUCCGGCAUCAGUAAGUGGCACGCGAGGGAGCAGGGCAUAGAGCACUCAGGGGAGAAUGCUCCCUCGCCGCCUGCAGUGACUGGCCGCCCACCAGCAACACUGGACCCCAGGGAAAGAUGGAAUCUCCACAGCACUCCGAAAGGUAGGGAGGCUGGGGGAUUAAAUUUUAAAAAACAAAUGUGAGUGUGUAUGUGUGUUAGUGUUAGUGUGUGUGUUAGUUUGUGUGUGUCUGUUAUUGAGUGUGUGUCUGCUAGUGAGUGUCAGUGUUUGUGUGUGUGUUAGUGUUAGUGUUGGUGUUAGUGUAUGAAUGCGUGUGUUAGUUUUGUGUUAAUUUGUGUGUGUCUGUUAUUGAGUGUGUGUUUGCUAGUGAGUGUGUGUGUGUUAGUUUGUGUGUCAGUGAGUGUGUGUGUGUCAGUGAGUGUGUUACUGUGUGUCUGUUACUGAGUGUGUUAGUUUGUGUGUGUCUGUUAGUGAGUCUGUUUGGUGUCUGUAAGUGAGUGUGUGUUUGUCAGUGAGAGUGUAUGUUUUGUAAGUGAGUGUUUAUGUGUGUCUGUCUGUCAGUGAGUGUGUAUGUAUGUCUGUCACUGAGUUUGUGUCUGUCAGUAAAUGUGUGUAUCUGUUAGCUAGUGUGUAUGCGUCUGUUCGUGAGAGUGUGUGUGUGUGUGUGUGUGGUUAAAACCCCUUCAGCACUUACCUUUCUCCAGCAUUGGGCUCCCUUGGUGCUGGGGAUCUCUCAGCCCCGAUCCGACUCUCAGCUCCGAAUGCGCAUGCACAGCAAGAGUCGCGCGUGCAUUCAAACCGCCCAUAGGAAAGCAUUACUCAAUGCUUUCCUAUGGACAUCCGGCGUCUUCUCACUGUGAUUUUUCACAGUGAGAAUCACAGAAGCGGCUCUCGUGGCUGUCAGUGAGACAGCUACUAGAGGCUGGAUUAACCCUCAGUGAAACAUAGCAGUUUCUCUGAAAAUGCUAUGUUUUCAGCUGCAGGGUUAAAACUAGAGGGACCUGGCACCCAGACCACUUCACUGAGUUGAAGUGAUCUGAGUGCCUAUAGUGGUCCUUUAAGUGUAUGUGUAUCUGCAUGCACUGGCGUACAUACCGCGGUCGCAGGGGUCGCAGCCGGGGGGGGGCAUGGAUCAAUUUUCACUCCGGAGCCCCAUGGAUCGUGUGUACGCCACUGCAUACACACAGUCCUUGCUUUCAUGAGCACCGGGAGGAUGAGAGGAGGCUAGGGUCCCUAGGGUAUAGUGCUCAGGAGACAGGCAUUCAUUCCUGCUUCCUCUCUGUGCAGCAGUGGCUCUAGACUUGGUGACACCUUCUUAAACAAUUAUCUCAAUAAACUAAUUUGUAUAAAUUAUUUUUUCAUGCAAAGCUUCUAUGUAAAAUAGUUUUCCUUAUUUCAGUUUGCUGUAUAUGUUCAGUUAUGUAUGCACCCGAUACACAAAUGAAUACACAUACAUAUAAAUCCACAGAUCAUAUCUCAUACAUGCAUAGACAUGCGCACAUUCACAUACAUACACAGACACACACUGUCACGUACAGAGGCACAUACCAACAUACACAGUAGCAUACAUACAUACCGGGUUAUUUACAAAAGUGAGAAUUGUCAGGAAUCCAUAGUGGAUUUCAAAGUGGAUGAAAGAAUAAUCAAACUGGAAGCAUUGAAUUCCUGACAAUUGUUUUAGUGCAUAACCUUGUCAGACAUGAAUUAACACACACCAUCACAAUCAUCACAGACACACAUCGUCACAUCAUCAUGGACACAGGCACACCAACACACAGUCACAGGCAUACACGCAUUAACACAGUUACAAACAUUCUUAAAAAAACACAGGUACAUACAUUAAAGGACACACAGCACAUACUUAGACAUAAAAUCACAAACACAGUCCCAUACAUGCAUACAUAGGUAAACAAUAGCGGGUACAGAGUCACGCACUGACUGCUUAUGUAUCGUAGGUUAAAAGUAGGUUAAUUGAAUUGGUGUUCAGGUGUGGUUAUGUGACAGGGUAGAUAGUUACACUCAGCAGAGUAUUGCUGGUGUAACACCACCUUCACUCAGCAGCUCCUUUGCCAGCCACAUACUGGGGGACGUUAUAGGGUUCGGAGGUUUUCAAAGCUGCAUUCUAAAGCAGCCACUAACUCUAUUGAGUCCUACGGUGUUCCAAGUUGCAAAACUCUUCCCUGCAGCGCCCCGCCAUUCUAGUGCUUGAUCACAAAUGCCCCCUCAAAUGAUCCAGUGGUAUCCUAUAUCAGUUGCCCAGCAGUCCAGUGGUGAAUAGCAAGAAAUGCACGUCCGGUUGUUUCAGAUCAUAAUACCCACUCCUUCGCUGAUCCGGCUUUCAAUGUUGUCAGAUCGCAGGCUGCUAAUCUCUGAGCCUGUGCUGUGACUCACCAACUGAGCGUCGGAACCACGAGGGAGAGGAUAUGAUGUAACUGCAUCUACUGCUGGUGUGCACCAGUGGACCAUGAGGGAAUCAUUUAAAAUUUUAUAUGCUGGUGUCACCAACUUGCGAGGUGUGUUGGCCACCGGGCGCAUCUGUUGUCAUGGCACUCUGCGUGACCGCAAAGCUUUCACACCCCAAAGGAUUUCCCUGCUGACAGACACACUGGCACUCACUCUCAAUGACACAAACUCAGGGCUGCCAUCAGAACUUUUGGGGCCCCUGACAUAGCUCAAGAUCUAGGCCCCCAGAACCCAACAGCAAGUCCGCACAUAAGGAUACAGUGUGUGUAGUGGACGCAGUGUGUCUGCUAAUGGUGGUGUGUGUAUAGAGGAUGUGCAAUGUGUGUAGUGGAUGCAGAGUAUGUGUAAAGUGGAUGCAGAAUGUGUGUGUAAAGUGGAUGUGAUGUGUGUGUGUGAUUGAUGCAGUGUGUAUAGUUAAUGUAGAGUGUGUGUUUGCACAGUGGAUGUACUGUGUGUGUGUAUUAGAUGCAGUGCGUGUAGUGAAUGCAGACUGUGUGUUUGUGCAGUAGAUGCAGUGUGUAUGGUAAAUACAGAGUGUAUGUUCUUGUAGUGGAUGCAGUGUGUGUGUAUAGUGAAUGCAGUGUGUGUGUGUAGUGGAUGUAUUGUGUGGAUAGUAAAUGCAGAGUGUGUGUGUGUAGUGGAUGCAGUGUGUGGAUAGUGAAUGCAGAGUGUGUAUUUGUGUAGAGGAUAUAGUGUUUGUGUUUAUUAGAUGCAGUGUGUGUAGUGAAUGCAGACUGUGUGUUUGUGCAGUCAAUGUAGUGCGUGUGUGUAUAGUAAAUACAGAGUGUGUGUUUAUGUUGUGGAUGUAGUGUGUGUAUAGUGAAUGCAGAGUGUCUGUGUGUAGAUUGUGAAUGCAGAGUGUGUGUUUGUGUAGUGUGUGUAAAUGUUGUGUGAAUUAGGGGCAGCAUUCUGUGGGAAAAACUGAGCUUUUUUUCCAUUUAUUUUAAUAUAUUUUAUUUUAUAUCCCCUUCUCUGCUUUUUACCUGUGGCCAGGGAGGGGGGAGAUGCCCGGUGGCUUAGUGCAGAGAGCCAGGUGCUGUACACAGCAGAGGGGGCCCAGCGAGCGCCAUCUUUACUUCCCAGUUGAUCCUCUCUUCUAACCGUCUCCUGCGCCUUCCUCACUCGGCCCGGUAUAUUGCUGCAGAGUAGGCACCUGCCCUCUGGGAUAAGCAGGUGCCUACUCUCCAUUGCUAAAUAAACGCCGCUCCGGGGGUGCCCUUAAGUGGCCUGCUGGCCACCUUCUGGGCUCCUUGUGACAGGCCAUUGGCCUGCUCCGCACGGCGCCCCCACCUCCUGGUCCCUGUGUGCGGUGCACCCUGUGUGCGGUGCACCCCGUGCACCCGCCCAGGAUUGACCCUGCUCCCAUAUCUUCUAUAGAUCAGCAAGUCUCCUAAGAAUUAUCUUAGAGCAGCAGUAGCUGUUAUACAAUGUGCGUCACUCAGUGUCUCCCUUACAUGUCCUGAAAUGUAUUUCCUGUGGGUGAUCCACUUCCUAGCCAGCCUCACACACAGACACUGGAGCUGGGACAGCACUCAGUUUUCUCAAUUUCUAUAACUAUUCCUACAGCUCUGCUAUUAAAGCUGACUGGACUACAGAGGACAUUGGACAAGCAUCCUGGUACUCCAGUCUUGAGUUCUUAGUGUUCCACACUUGUUUUCUAUUUUUUUGUUUGCUUUAUUGUGCACCUGCUAGCAAUUCAUGGUUACAGAAGUUUCAUUUACAUGCUCAUUUUUGGAAGGUCAGAAAUGAAACCCUAAGAUAUUCCUACAAUACUUUUAUGACCAUUUUUUUCUUUGUAUCGAAAAAUUUAGAUGGUUUUAAACAGAGAAUAUCAGCCCUAAUGAACUCAUCAAAUUGUCAUAAAUGCUGACAGUUGACAUGAUGACUACAAAUUUAGAACUUGCCGAACACCCCUUAGAGUUUCACUUGUAUGACAUUGUAUAUAUUUCUGCUUAAGCAAAGAAUAAAACGAUGUACCAAUUAUGUUAUAUACGCACACUUAUCAUUAAUAUUAGGACACAUAGUGCUGUCCAAGACGGUAUGAUUAAACAGGACAAGUAGUAAACAGAUAGGAAGCAGCACAUCUUUUGGUGGGCAAGAGUUAUAUAUUCUGUUAAUUUUAAUUCUGUAGGUUCAGAUCUGGGGCCGUAAGAAAGCUAUUGAAGAUGAGAAACAAGGAGAAUAUGCUUUGAAUAUAACAAAACCCAUUCUGGAUUUUUUUGCUGAAUAUUAUAACAUCUCUUACCCUCUGCCAAAAUCAGGUAUGGUCAUCAUGUCAUUUAAUUAAAAGUAAAAAGCAUAGGAAUAUAUGUACAUUGUGGCUCUUUUUAUUCUUACUGUUUCCUAUAGUUUUUUUGGUUCAGACGUAUAAGACGUGGCAUGAUUCUGUUUAUGCAUUUAUAUAUAAUGGUUGCCUUUACUGAAAGGUAGUUAUAUUUAUUUGACUGUUUGUUUGUUUAUUCAUGUCAACUCUGAUUUGUGUCCUGCAGACCAGGUAGCCAUACCUGACUUCAAUGCCGGAGCGAUGGAGAACUGGGGCCUAGUGACAUACAGGGAGACAGCCCUGCUAUUUGACCCUGCUGUAUCAUCAAUCAGCAACAAGGAACGAGUAGCCACAGUGGUAGCCCAUGAGAUGGCUCAUCAGGUACCUUUCACAUACAUACAGGGUAGACACAAGACUACCUGGAGUGCUAGAAAAACAAAGGCGAUUUAUUUAUAUUUGGUCCUUUUUCUUGGAGGGGGGUGGCUAUUAUAUCUACAGGGUUUUGUUGUCUUUUCACCCUAUAAAUUAGUUUUUUAAUGUAUGCCAUUGUCUUGGUAAAGCAGCAGAUUUAUCAUUUUUUGACACUUUUUCUAUUACAAAGGUGUUCUGUUUUAUUUCCCUUUUUUUCUGUCACUCUAAAUGUGACAGCAUUUUCUGAUAUGUAUAUGUCUAUGAAAAAUGGCAGGAUUUAAACAGAGACAAGUCAACUUUUAAACAGUUUUAGGACAACUUAAUUAAUAAAUAUAAACAGAUUAUAUUAGUAUGGAAACAGUGUGAUUCGGAAUAGUCUAACAUCAUUAUAGAUAUGUGGCCUCUUAUAGUACAACAUUGUUAUUAUCAAUUAAUAGAUAAUUAUAGUGUUAACUAAAUGCAUGUCCACAACCUCAUUUAUUAUGUGUGUAGGAAACUAAACAGAAAUGUUACUAACAAUACGUAGAAAUGCAAACAGAGGUAGUAAACUAAUUCCAUAAUGCCUUAGCAACCUCUGGAGGUUGAACAAGCAUAUGAUUAGUGUUUUCUGUAUUGGGUACAUGAUCCAAAAAAUGUUAAAUAAACUCAUCUACAUCGUAUAGGUCAAAGGUAAAUGAUGGCGACUGUUGCAGCUAUGCUCCAAAGGCCAUUGUCUCAGUACUAGUAUUGGAUAAAACCACCAAUAACGUAAAAUGUUAAAUAGUAUUUUUUUCUAGCCUUAAGAGAUGUCUCUUUUUUAGAUAUAAUAAUUCAUGGUAAAAAAAAUGUAAUAUUCCGAGAUGUUCCAAACCUAUAUAGUCAAAUAUAUUUGUAUACAUUUCAUUAUUUCUGAGGUUCUUAUUUGCCAAUAUCCCAUGUUGUAAUGUAAAUUUCACUGCUACCACAUGUUUAUUAAUAAGACAUUUUGGAAUCAGCGAUGGUAACAUUUCAAUUUGUACAUCUUGUGUUUUUUGGCCCUGACAGUACUGUAAGUUUUAUUAACCAACAAUAAUUCAUUUUUGAAAUCACCAUCUUUGAAACAAUGUCACAGGUACAGGUUUAGGCCUAAAUGAGAUUUGAACAUGGACAUAAUUAUUUUAUAUUCAUGUGUAUGUGUACCAUUUACUUUGUAUUUGUAAUCGUCUUCUCUGUGUACCUAAUAUCUAAUUCCUCUUUAUAUCUAUGGAAAACAAAGCUAUCCAUUUGAUGUCUAAAAAGAACACAUCCAAUUUAUAUACAUAAUGGUUAAUCUUAGACUUGUGCCUAGCAAAAACAUUUGGGUCAUCCAAAUCAAUUUGGCCAAGUUCCAGUCCACUGCAAAUACAGAGAGAAUGUUGCACAUUUUCUUCAACCAUUUGGUUCACAGAUCAAGUGAAACCAGCUGCAUGUAAAGAAUAGAGGGGGCAAAGAAGGAGUAGUAAAAAUAAAAUCUACAUUUAUAUAGAAGAGUUUCAUUAAAUAUACGAUAUAUCAAUAUAGAUUUAUUUGUACUGCACCUCCUUUUUCUCUGUAGUGCUCACUUUUUACUUGAUUUGUAAAUAAAAUCAGCAUUUUGUGGCUGCCCCUAAUAUCAAUCAUUGCUAUUUUGAUUGAACUCCAAAUAAAAAUGUUUUUUUUUUUUAAAAAGAUUGUUUAGUCCUCAUUUUGUGAUUUGUCAUACAGUGAUUCAGAAUUACAUCUUGAUGGUCAACCCCAAAUGUGGAUGAAUCGCAAUUUGCUUGAUAUCGAGUGCACAAGCCUAGUCAAUUCUUCUUUAUUCUAUGUGUUUUAUAGUGGUUUGGAAAUCUUGUGACCAUACAAUGGUGGAAUGAUCUGUGGCUGAAUGAAGGUUUUGCUACUUAUGUGGAAUAUUUGGGAGCAGACAAAGCAGAGCCCACCUGGAACAUAGUAUGUAUUGUCUUUUAGGUAGUACACAACUUUUAGAGAUGCUACAUUGAGAAAGAAUAUAUUUUGGUACCUAACCAUAUUAUAUUUUGGCAUAUAACCAUGUUAAAUGUGCACUUGUUGUCUCCUUAAACAGAUUUCUGUAACUUUUUAAAUAAAGGAUAAUUUAUUUUGUUGUUAGAAGGAUUAUAUUCAUGCAAUUUAACAAGUGUUCUAUAUAUUCAUUAGACGAUUGCCAGAAAAUAUGUAGGUGAUGGGAGCAAAGCUUGAUAGAUUCUAUAAACAGCACAAGAUCAUUUAUUUCUAAUUCAUGUUAGUUAAAAGAAAUAUUAAUAAUUCAAUAAAUGUAAAUUACAGUAGAUUUGAAUUUUCUCUAACCCAUUUUGUGUAAACCUUUUCAGAAAGAUUUGAUAGUGCUAAAUGAUGUACAUUAUGUAAUGGCGGUUGAUGCACUGGCUUCUUCUCAUCCACUGACAUCGAAAGAGGAAGAGGUGAACACCCCAGCACAAAUAAGUGAACUCUUUGACUCCAUUGCUUAUAGCAAGGUGAGAUAAUUCACAAAUGUCACUGCAUGUAUACUGCAGCUACAUCUAUAAUAGGCCAACCUGUAGUCAUCAGCUGCAUGUAUGAUAGGCCAACCUGUAGUCAUCAGCUGCAUGCAUGAUAGGUCAACCUGUAGUCAUCAGCUGCAUGCAUGAUAGGUCAACCUGUAGACAUCAGCUGCAUCCAUCAUAACCCAACCUGUAGUCCUGUAGUCAUCGGCUGCAUGCAUGAUAGGUCAACCUGUCAUCAGCUGCAUGCAUGAUAGGUCAACCUGUAGACAUCAGCUGCAUGCAUCAUAACCCAACCUGUAGACAUCAGCUGCAUGUUUCAUAACCCAACCUGUAGACAUCAGCUGCAUGUAUCAUAACCCAAUCUGUAGACAUCAGCGGCAUGGAUGAUAGGCUAACCUGUAGUCAUCAGCUGCAUGCAUGAUAGGUCAACCUGUAGUCAUCAGCUGCAUGCAUGAUAGGUCAACCUGUAGACAUCAGCUGCAUCCAUCAUAACCCAACCUGUAGUCCUGUAGUCAUCGGCUGCAUGCAUGAUAGGUCAACCUGUAGACAUCAGCUGCAUGCAUGAUAGGUCAACCUGUAGACAUCAGCUGCAUCCAUCAUAACCCAACCUGUAGUCCUGUAGUCAUCGGCUGCAUGCAUGAUAGGUCAACCUGUAGACAUCAGCUGCAUGCAUCAUAACCCAACCUGUAGACAUCAGCUGCAUGUUUCAUAACCCAACCUGUAGACAUCAGCUGCAUGUAUCAUAACCCAAUCUGUAGACAUCAGCGGCAUGGAUGAUAGGCUAACCUGUAGACAUCAGCUGCAUGGAUGAUAGGCCAACCUGUAGACAUCAGCUGCAUGCAUGAUAGGUAGGUCUGCUGUCCAGUACUGAAAAGCUUAUCAGACCUCUCUUGCAGCCCCCAAAAAAAGAAACUGAUAGAUAAGUGUUUUAUUAGCAAUAGUUUUUGCAUACAAGGGAUCCUGGGCCAAAACUAACCUUGUGUAAUCCAGAGAAAAGAUUUUCUUUAAUAUAAGCAAAUUAAGGAACAUAAUUCACUUGCUAAUUUGGUUUUAUGUUUAAGUGAUGAAUCGUUACAUUUUAAAAUCAUUCAACGUAACAAAAACCCAUCUAUCUCUAAGACAUCCGUUCACUAACACCCGAGUUGAGGGUGUACGUGCAAAUUAUCCUUUAGGCAUUCACUAAUAUUAACUGAGGUACAAUUUGUCCAUUUACUAAUAUUAACUGAGGUACAAUUUGUCCAUUCACUUAUAUUAACUGAGGUACAAUUUGUCCAUUCACUAAUAUUAACUGAGGUACAAUUUGUCCAUUCACUAAUAUUAACUGAGGUACAAUUUGUCCCUAAUAUUAACUGAGGUACAAUUUGUCCUUAUAUUAACUGAGGUACAAUUUGUCCAUUCACUAAUAUUAACUGAGGUACAAUUUGGUCAAACUUUCUAGCUGUACUCGACAAAGAGAGUAUGACAGACGCAUUGAAAGCUUAUUGGGUAAGCUGCACUCAUGACAGGUGCAUUGUCGCCAUAUGGGCUGGAGGAGCUGUCCAUUACCUUUACCCAACCCACCCCAAUGAAACACUGACACUUUUGGGUAUGGGUCAAUAUGUCCACAGCUUUUACUUAUAUAUUUAUAAUAAGAUAAUAAUAAUAACAAUAACAUAAAAAGUCAUUGCCCACCCCCAAAUCCUCAGCCAUCCAACACUAUAACUUUCCCACAUAUGAAUUCGCAAGGCAAUGACCCAUCAUAUAUAUAACAUAACAUUGUAUAACAAUCCAUAAGUAUAACAAAACAAGAUCCAACAUUUUCCACACGAACCUGCCAGGGGUAGACCUUGAUACCCCUACACCACCUGGGUUCUGAGCUACCAACGAGCUCGAAACCACCAUAGAUGAGUACCAACAGGUUACCAGUCCAUAUUAAAACAGCCAACUCACUACUCUUGCUCUUCUCUUCUCCCAAAUCCCUAUGCAUAUCUUAAUAAAUUGAGACCAUUUAGCAUUCCAUUAGUGACCCUUACCCUAUCACAUCUUUCCACCACUUUUCAGAACACUACACUUUGCUGUAUCUCCACUACUGUAUCGUGGCUGGAGGUGGGGACAGAUUAAUCCCCUCAAAGUCUUUUAUCAAUGAGAAAUGAGUGAAAAAGUCUCUGAUUGCUUUCAGAAUGAGGUAGAUAGGUUCUGGACGAAUAAGAAUUGUAGAUUUAAAAAAAACUAAAAGUUACUUUAAGGGUUUUUUUCAGUCACAUUUUAAUUGGUCUGGUAUACCAUUAUUAAGUUGUUCUGUUUUAUCUAGGGUGGAUCAGUCAUCAGGAUGUUAUCUGACUUUCUCUCUGAAGAACUGUUUGUUCAAGGAUUGUCUGUAAGUAAUUCAUUCUAAAGCCAAAUUAACCAUGACCAAAUUACUUUUUAAUACUAAGCCAUUUUUGUAACUCAAAGCUCCUUGAUUCAUUUAUGAAAAAUUAGCAUAUGUAUAUAUAUAUAUAUAUAUAUAUAUAUAUAUAAAAAGGAAAUAUGCAAAAAGAACUUUACUCCAUUGAUGCUAAAAAACAUAACCUUUUUUUCCAGACCUACCUGAAAGAAUUCCAAUAUAGUAAUGCAGUGUACAGUGAUUUAUGGACUCAUCUCCAAACAGUAAGCAACACUUUUGUAAUGUGAUCUUUUGUUAAUGGAAACUCAUAUUAUGCUUUAAAUGCUGUUAAUACGCUAAUCCUACAAAGCUAAACUUUCAAAAGCAAGAUUGCCUUAAAAGGAAUAAUAAUCUUGUGUAAUGACAAGCCAACUCAUAGAAGUUGCCACCGUUCUCAUUAAUACCAUUUCUUGAAAGUUAGGCAUGAAUCUAGGGGCCUAUCCUUUUAAACAGAGGUGUAACUAGAAAUCACGGAGCUCCGGUUCGAAAAUUGCCCUGGGCCCUCCCUCAUACAUCUAUUCUCCCACACGUCCCAGGCCCCGCAACCCCUUCAUACAUCUAUCCCUAACUCCCAUACGACCCCCCAGACAACCAGAUAUACAUGCAGACACACACAUACAUAGAGACACACAUAGACAUACACACAGAGAUACAGACACACAUACAGAGAAACAUUCAUACAGAGACAUAUACAAAAUGUUUUAGUCACCCUCCUGAUCCUACCUUUUAGAUGCAGGAGAGUGACUUCCCUGGGGUCCAGCCUGAUGGGAGUCAGAUUUUCCACUUUGACUCCCUCCUCUCCUUCCUCCCGCGCGGUUCCCGGUGUAAGUUCCCACGGCUGUCACUUCCUCCCAUUUGUGAUGUCAUCAAAGGGGGCCCGGUCGUACUGUUAAAUCGCCACAGCGCUGCCUGGGCUCCCUGGAAAUUCAUUGCCAUCGGGUGGCCCGAACAGCAUGGGCCACCCGAUGGGCCCCUUCAAUACGGCCCAGGCGGUUGUACCGCACGGGCCGGGACCACGUUACUUAGCCGGCGGGCACCGGCGUCACAGGGGUCUGCAGGGUGACCAGGCCCCCUGGAGUAACGGCCCCGGUCGCAGCUGCGACCCCUGCGACCGCUGUAGUUCCGGCACUGCUUUUAACGAUCAUUAGCAAGUGGCUAACAAAGCCAUUUAACCUGUUUUGCUAUUAACCUCAUCAAAGACUAUAGUUUUCAGACAAACAAAAAAGUGACUUUGCUUUCUUACUAAUCACAGCUGAUAUCUUCAGAUAUCAGUAGACUUAGUGAGCAACUUGUCAAGAUUCCUUUUUAUUGCGGAUUCAUGAAAAGGCAAGGCUGUUCACUAAUUUGAAUUAAAGGGAUACUAUAUGCACCAAAAUAACUUUAGGCUUAAGAAGCAGUUAUAGUGUAUACCUCAUGCCCCUGUAGUCUUAGUGCCCAAUUAUCUUCCUUUUUUGGAGUUAAACCACUUUUACUUCUAUUAAGGUAGGUAGCUACACCUCCCAUGGCUAUGAUUCACACAGUUUACAUUAAAAAAAUUGUUUCAUUUUCACUCUGCAUAGUGUGUUCACUUUAGAAGUUUUUAACUCAUGCUCUGUUAAUUGAACUUUAAUCAAACACAGGAGGUUCCUGUAGGCUCUAGCAGGCUGUUAACAGAGCAGAGCAGGAGAUAAAACAUUUUUAUCUUGAACUAUGCAAUAAAGGAAGUUUAAACAUUAGAUCUAUUUUACAGGAAAUGUCUAGGGAGACUGUGUAAGUCACAUGCAGGAGAGGUGUGGGUAGGGAUACAUAUACAAAGUUAUUUAACUCCUAAAUGACAUAGAACUAAGCAGUGAGACUGCAUUGGCAUGCUCUAUACACCAAAACCACUCUAUUAGGAUAAACUUGUUUGGGUGCUUAUAAUGUCCCUGUGAUAUUAAAUAUUAAUUGAACAGUAAAAACAUCUGAAAUGUUGGCAGUUUAGGAAUUUAGAUUACAUAAACUGAUAUGAUGACUAAUAAUUAUGCACUUUCAAUCAUACCACUCCUUAUUCGAAUACCAAGAAACAUAAAAGUGUAAAUUCACUAUACUCUAUGACACCUGAUUCCACCACUCCUAACAACCAGUGAAAAUGUCACCUCUUGAGAAGCUUCUCUGAAGAUAUCUAAAACACAUCAAUCCACGUGACUAGAGUUCCACAGCUGGAUAGGUGCUAUCUAGUGAAAUAAACAUUAAUAUUUUUUUCCCAGAAUCAUUCAUUUACUGCCUAUAAUUACAAUCAAAUUGUCUAUAUGCCAAAUUUACUUCUAUUUAAAAUACUUUUAUAUGUAUUAUUUAUAAUUCUUCUUCCUAGGCAGUGGAUAAGGCUGUGCCAUCCAUUAAUCUGCCUCAGUCAGUGGCUGAGAUCAUGGAUACAUGGGUUUUACAGAUGGGAUUCCCAGUAGUGACAUUCGAUACAAAAAAUGGACUCGUAACUCAGAAGCACUUCCUCUUAGACCCAGACUCCAAUGUCACUCGUCCAUCAGACUUUAAGUAUGUAGAAGAGAGAACAUUGUUGUCUUGCUUGGACAAAAAAAAAAAUUGUUAAAAAAAAUAGGUUAUGGAACACCAUUCUUGUUUUAUUGUACAUGGAGAAGAGAUGCAUUUAUGUACAAGAGGGAUGUGAGAGAAGUGUUUAUUUAAACAGUAAAAUAAUGUAUAUAUGGGAGAAACAGAGACAGAUUAUUUGAUCCUUAUUUAAAGACAGUAUUCUAUUUACCAUGUAGCACCAGCCAAAGUCUCCAGAAAGUGUUAAAUGGCCUGCAUUGACAUUACUGACAAUACUGUAAUGCAUUGUUUGUCAAUUCUUUUACAGUUAUAAUUGGAUUGUACCAAUUUCAUACACUAAAAAUGCAUCUCCAGGAAAAUACUGGCUCCAAGGACCUUCAGGUAUAAUUUACUUUAUUAACAUUAAAAAUAACCCAAUCAUAUUUGUAAAAAAAAUAAGUAAAGUUGUCUUUUAGUAGGGAUAGAAUACAAAAAAAAAUGUGUGUUUGUAUUAUUAUUUCUUAUUUUUAUUACUUCCCAGUCCAUAAAUUUGCCUUUCCCUUAUGUAUCCCAUUUAAAAGGAAAAACUAUUUUUUUUUUUUUAUUUGGUGCAGAGUAACACAGGUAGUAGUUAGAAAUUGAUGGAAGUAAAGGCUAGUACUUAGAAAUUACAACCAUUAUUACUAUAUGUAUACUUUGUGCUAAGAGAGCACUUGGCCUUGUAAAACAAUGGAUUAUUGAGAGACAUUUAGUCUGACAACAACUUGACAGUGGGAUGCUAGGGACCUCUUAAACAGAAAACUGCACCUCUUAGGAGAACUGGAUAUUUUAUUACUGAGAUAUACCAUGAAAAAAUACAUUCUACAUAACAGAGAAUUACAUGAGAAGUUAAACUAUAUGUUCAAGCAUAUUAUAUUACAAUACAUUAAAAGUAAUCAUAUUCUGUAAAACUGUAAAUAGGUAAGCACAAGUAAAAUUUGUUGUAAACAUUUAUGAUAGAUUCAAAUUUGAUGCAAGUUAAUAAAUCAGUUUUAAAUGAGGUUUACAUUUUACCAGGGCUGUAGCUUAAAUAGAUAAAAUGUGUUUCUAGAAUAAUCUAGCACAUUCAAAGCAAUGUAUUUAUUAAUUAUUGUUUAUUGGGUGAAAUAGAGUGAGAUAAAGAAACAUUACCUGUUAGCAGUUAUACUAAUAUAAAUUACAAGUAAACAAUAGAUUAUAACCUAUUAGAUAGAGUGAGUUGUAUUUAACAUUGCUUUCCAAAUAUUUCUCAUGGUUAGAGACAAACAAUGAUUUUAAGUUGGCUGAAAAUGAAUGGCUUCUAGCAAACAUCAAUGUAACAGGAUACUACAGAGUUAAUUAUGAUGAAGGAAACUGGGACAAGCUCAUUGCACAACUGGAGGCAGAUCAUUCAGUGAGUAUACUAUGACUAUGACUAUGACUACUAUGACUAUACGUUAUAACAUAUUAAACUUUAACAAGCCAUUGCCAAAUUGUCAAAUGCUUUUUACUCCUAUUCAUUAGACGAACUAGCCUUCUAAGAAAUGUAUUUUGAGUAUGCAUGCAGUGUGCGCAUAAUUAACUUAUUUGAUUGUUUCCCCAAGAAAUUAUAUUACAUUACUGCACUUCAGCUAAACCUGUCUAAAAGACGAUGUCUAAAUCAUUGCUUCACCAAACCAUGAUACUGCUGUUGUAACAUUUAUAUAAAGCACCCAACUGUGUGCACUUCCAUUAUCAUGAUCAAAUACAGUAUAGAAUCCAUAAGUGAAAGAUGUUCUAUUUAAUAUUACACCAUAGUGCAUUGAUUUCAUUUGCCAGCUCACAUGAUAGACUAUGAUUGAAUAGUCUGCCAGGAAAAAAAAAGUGUAUAUGUUAGGCUUCAGUAAAGAAAAGGCUAAUGCUUCAAAAAAAAUCUCUACAUUGUUUUACAGAUAAUUCCUGUCAUUAACCGUGCCCAGAUUAUUGAUGAUGCCUUUAAUUUGGCCAGGUGAGCUACAUCAAGAACUGCCAGUUAAAUGUAGCAAAUUGAAGUGAUGUUGACUUUUAUGAACUGCACACAAACACUGAAUUUUUAGUAGCAGCAAUAACAACGGAAGCCGGGUCGAGUGAUGUAAGCCCCAUGACUACUUCCACAUUGAAUAGAGGCAUUGUUGACUUCACUUUGAGCUGCAGCUUAUGCAUGCUCUGUGUUUUCCAAUUUUGCCUAUGUGCAGCCACUGACAAAUUGUAAAGUGAAAUCUUAAAUUCAAACUGAAUGCUGCAAUCUGGGCCCAUGUUGUACAUGUGGGCAUAUCUGUUAAAAGUCUAAAACUAGCAACUGAGCAGCCAUUGUCCCAUGGUAUAGGGCCUGUGAAAUAGCUGGGCGUGGACGUAGCACCCCAUGCCUGCACCUAUGAACAUCAAAAAUUGGCAUUAUCAAAAAUUGGCAACCCAAUGCCCACUCCCUUGCCCCCACCCAUUCCCUUAGCUACAAUAUUAAAGAGGGAGCACCUAAUGUCCAGCUAGCACCCAUUGGUAAUGGGUUGGGGCUCUAAUGUCCCCCAGCCCCCAAACAAGGGCAGCAAGUUGGACUUCUUAAAAGUAAAUAAUAAAACAAUGUAGUGGUGGACAUGCCAUUGUCCCCAAUGGACCAUACCUGUCACCUCACCCUAAUAAAAGUGAGGGAAUAAUAAAACGAAUAUAUAUUAAACAAAUUUGCUUCCCAUUAGUCUUCAGAUCUGCCCUCCCCAUUAUUAUUUUUAAUGUCCCCCACCCAAUGCCCACAGGCAAGAGCAGGUUUUUUUCACAGGCUAUUCUAGUGAUUGGGUAGCGAUAGCUGCCGAGUCACUGGUUUAAAACAUUUAGCAGACAUGCCCUCAUCUGCUGCAUGGCAGGUGUGAGCAUAGGGAGGAUUUAGACCUCCCUUAUAUGAACAUAGGAGUCUUUUUGGUGUGUUAUUGGGAGUGUUAGGGUGUAAUUAUAAAAUUCAAUUUAGCACACGUUGACUUUUCUCUUUGAUUACAUUGCAAUAAGAUUUUUCUGCAUUGUUUAGAAAUUGGAUAUUCAAGGUAUGUGUUUAUCUUCAUUAAGUAAACUAUAUGUAUUUCAAAUGUGUUUCAGAGCAAUGUAUAUCAACACAACAAGGGCUUUAGACACCACCAAGUACCUCUCUAGUGACUUUGAAUACAUGCCUUGGCAGGCCGCACUGAGCAAUCUGAAUUUCUUUACGCAGAUGUUUGAUCGCUCGGAGGUGUACGGACCAAUGAGGGUAAUCAUUUUAUCGUAACUCUGAUAAUCACAAACACAGCUGUGAUCGGGCAGAAUUUUCCCAGUAACAUCUUAUCAUUAGAAAAUAAAUUUAUAGUUUUACACUUUUAGCAAAUUUUCUCUGAUGGAAUGUUCUGCUUUCUACAGGAAUACAUGAAGCAACAGAUCUACCCAGUGUUUAAGCACUUUGAAACCAUGACUGUAAAUUUUACUGUACGAUUAGAAUCGUUAACAGACCAGUAAGUUGGAGCAUAAUUUAUUUUAUUUAUUUAUUUAUCAAAUAUUUUACCAGGAGAGAUACAUUGAGAUUUCUCUCGUUUUCAAGUAUGUCCUGGAUCCAGAAAACAUUGAUUGCAUUGAUACAAUAGGGUACAAUAAAAUACAAAAACAAUAUUAAUACACAAUAUAUACAAAAUUUACCAUAAAACAGGUAGGAAAUAUAUAAUCAACCAUGACAGGUGCAUUCUGUUUUGAGGUUUGUAGAGAGGGAUCUUUUAAAGGACUUUAGGCUUGGGGAAGAUUUUAAAGUCUGUAUGAGGUUGUUCCACAAUUGCGGCGCUCUGUAGGAGAAGGAGGGUCGGGACGCUUUCUUUUUGUAUUGAGGUAGACUAAAUAAUGACUGAUUGCAGCAGGUACUUCUAAUAUCCAGUAUUGACAUUCCAUUAUUUUCAGUCAUACCAUUCAGAACUUGGAAUACAUGUGUAGAGAAUAGCCCACUCAGUGCUUUAACAUGUGACAGUAGAUAAGAUCAGCUCAUCUAGUCUACCCAAUUUUCUUAAUACUUCCAUUAGUCUCUUAUAUCUAGGAUAGCAUUAUGCCUAUCCAAGGCAUGCUUCACUGUGUUAACUUCUACCACUUCAGCUGGAAGGCUAUUCCAUGCAUCCACUACCCUCUCAUUAAGUAAUACUUCCUGAUAAUAUUUCUAAAUGUUUGCCCCUCUAAUUUAAGACGAUGCCCUCUUGACUAAGUCUACAUCUCCAGGUGAUGCGACACAGAUCCCCAUAUAUAGCCUCCUUGGAAUGAGAGAUAUGUGCCUCUAUCAGCACCUCUCCUUUUCUGUGUUUCAGCAUCACCUCAAUUCUGGCUUUAUGGCGACAAAGUCCUUGGAUAUGGCAUCAUAUUCUGGCACUGUGUCAGUAAUGAGUGAACAGGAGGAUAAGAGAAAGAAUGCCAAUUUAGAUCUGUGCCACUCUGCUAGAACAAAUACAUGCAAAGUCUGGAUAAAGUCUGGAUAAUUUAGAGCAAUAGGGGAACUCCUUAGAAGAAUAUUUAAUCACAUCACCUCCUAUCUCACUGUUUUCCUCUGUCCCUGAGACUCUUUGGAAACCCCCAUCAAAACACACCCACACAUAAGUAGAAUUCCUCCUGUGAUGCUCACUCAGCAAGUGACCCUGGUAUUUAACACAGGGCAUGAACAACAUAUGACUUGUACUGAAGGUUACUUGCAGAUUACCGCAGAUGCCAGAAUAUUCCAUAAUUUUAGUGGAGAUAUUUGUUUUAGUAAGUAAUUGUAUAUCUAGUUACUGAUUUUAUUUUUCCUUUGCAGAUAUAAUGAAAUAAACACUGUGAGCACUGCAUGUAGCUAUGGCAUUCCGGAAUGUACUGAAUUGGCAACAAAACUCUUUAAUGAAUGGAAGAAUACUAACAUUAAUGGGUAUGUUUAUCUUCCGCGUAGCAGCUGUUCCAAGCAGUACAUGUCACUGAAGGACCGAUGGUGACAAUAAUCUGUUAGGGAUCACAUAAUUUCCAUGCUGUCAUCAGGAAUAUUAAAGACACUCUGAAAAUUAUCUCUCUAUUUGCCUUGCUUUCAUUCUUUCUUUCUUAUUUUUUCUCUUCCUCCCUUUCUUAUUUAUUACUCUUUUUUCUUCUUUCUGUUUCAUUAACUAUAUUCAACAAUGUCACUCAUACACUAGAGGGUCUUAUAGAGACCAUCUGAUGGGCACAGCACAGUGUUUUGCCGCGCAUGCACACUAGCUUCCCAAUGUUUUACUAUGGGAAAGCAUUGGAAUGGUUGAGAUUAUUCAUGAUCUCAGCCGAGAAGGCAUGCAAAAAGGACCGGGAUCCGGUGCUGCAAAGUAAGUCCCCUAAAGGGCCACUAGUGCAUUAUAAUGUUAGCAAUACACAUUUGUAUUCCUAACGCUCUAGUGUUCCUUUAACUAAAGUUCAUUUUUCCCAUAAGAAAAAGUAAUCAAUAUCUACACAAUAUUUAAUCAAUAUUUUAUAUGUAUAAAAAAAGUUAAAGUAAAUAAAAAAAAAAACUUUUUUUAAAAAUGAGGGAAAAUAGUGGUAAAAAAAAAAGAUCACUUAAAACCCCCCACCUAUGUAGCCUACCAACUGCACCAAUAUAUGACAAAGCUUGCACUGUGCCAUAGAGAUGUACUAAUUUUGAGCUGUUCUUACUUUUUUCCAUGUUGAAACUGUAGCAGGUUAGUAGAUAUAUUUGAAUGUUUCUAACCAAUGUAUUAUGUUUGAUUUUGUCUGAUAGUAUUCAUCCAAAUUUGAGAUCAUCCAUUUACUGUACUGCGGUGGCUCAGGGAGGAGAAGAGGCAUGGAAUUUUAUAUGGGGACAAUUUGAAGCAUCAGACAAUGCACAAGAAUCAGACAAGCUGAGGGCUGCUUUAGCCUGCGCCAAAGAGCCAUGGAUACUCAACCAGUGAGUAUCUUUUUGUUUGUGCCCCUAUCUAUUUGUCCAAUUCGUGAAUCCAUAUCUGUCCCUUGUAAUCCAUAUCUGUCCCUGUGCCACUUGUAAAUUUCUCCAGCUCUUAAUCUUUUGUGUCCUCUGUCCUAUUUCUGAUUAUACUCCAUCUCUAUUUCAUUGUCUGGGUCCGGUCACAUUUGUUACUUCUACCCCCUAUCUGUAAAUCCUACACACAUCAUCCCACUUAAGAAGCUCAAAUAUAGGAGGGGCUGAGCUAGCAGCCAUCAUGCUAAGUCACAUUCCCUAUGAGCUCCAGGAGAUAAGCUGAUUUGAGCCCAUUUUAAGAUGAGCAGAGAGCCCGAAAUGGAGCCCUGGCGAUACCUACCACCUUCGGCCAACAUGGGGAAAAAGACCUGCAAGUCCUGGUCAGAAAGGAGUGAGGGAUCCCGUGAUAUUGGGCAUCUGUUCUGCACUAGCCCGCAACCCAAGAUGGCGGCCCCGCCGCGAAGAAUACCUUCCUGCUCCUCGGGAGAUCUGGAGUAUGAUGCUCCAGACCCAAUCCCAGAAGCCAGGGCCACGUCUGACGGAUAACAAAGGUAGUUGAAGACAGUGUCCCAAGGGCGACCUGAAACAUCUCCUGAAUGAGCUCCGCACAGUGUUCCAAGCUGACUGCGCACUGAUCCAGGAGGAUGUGCAUACCCUCUCCGGUCGUAUAAAAUCAGUGGAAGAUGAAUCUGUGACAGCCUGUCAGACUCAACUCGACACUGCCCUACUCACCCAGCAGCUCACACAUCAACAUGUAACACUCAGCCACUGGGUAGCAGGUCUGGAAGACACCCUGCGCCGUCGAAACCUGAAGAUCAGGGGGGUUUGCAGCGACAUUUGCACUGCAGAACUGCCUCAGUGCAUCAGAUGCUUACUGUCCUCCCUACUGCCACCUAAGCAGGUGAAAUUGAUGCUCCUUGAAGGGAUAUACCGAAGGGCCGUUCCCGCGGUCCCACGAAAGCUCCUCUGAAAGACAUGAUUGUGACAUUUCGCUCUCUUGCUGACAAAUGGGCAGUGCUGUCUGUCCAAGACAGACAACCACUGGACUUUGAAAGCUAAAAUCUGUCUUUCUAUGAAGACCUGAUUCUUCCAGGCACUCGGUCUGCCGGACCAACUAGCCCCAGCAUUCACCCUCAACUCAUCUCCACAAUGGAACAUUAAAAACGUGAUGCCAUUCAUGCCCAGGAACGCACCAGGCAAUGGGUGAAUGGGUAUCCUGAUAGCCCUGUGUUAAUCCAGGACGUUUAACUACUGAUGCAGUUCCCCAUGUUACAUGUUGUUCUUUAGCUCAUUACCCUUUUGCUUUAUUACUUAUCUGUUCCUAUUUUAGCAUUUCUUAAAGGCAUGACCUCCACUAGUGAGGAACACUCAAUGUCUCUCACCUCAGCAACGCACGAUGGCCAUUUGCGCCUUUAAUACAACCCUCUCCACCCCUUACACCCCAGGGUAAUGGGGUGCUGAUUUGAGCUGGUCAGAAACAGGAAAGGAUAGAUAUUCCUAUAAUGUGAUGCCUACCGUGCAAACCCAAGCUGAUCACCAGACCUCACAUGUCACAUACCACUUUCCAUACCUUUGCCUAACCUAGCAAGUGCUAGUAUUCUUAUUUUCUCUCUUGUGUUCUUAUAUAUAAAAUGAGGUGUGUACUACUGAAUGUAUUGCAAUAUCUUGAACCACUUGUCUAUGCUUGAGCAUUACACAUAUUUUAUUUUGUACUGUGCAAUUUACCUCAAUAAAAUACAGAGUGACAAAAAAAAAGAAGCUCAAAUAUUUGAGUUGUUCCCUUUCAUUAAACUUUUUUUCAUUUAAAAAUUCCUUUUGUUGUAUUCAUCUAUUUAUGUUUAAGACGCCUCCUCCUGAGAAUGGGAUCUCCAUCAUUAGUCCUUGCAAAGACACCUAGAAGCAAAGUGCUCAUCUUCAUAGUGUGCACGGGUUGCAGCUGAUCAGCUGACCUGUCAAGUCCUGGUUUUGAUUUCAUAAUUGCAUGAAAGGACAUUAAUACCCACAGUGCCCUUGGCAGGUUACUGGUUUGGGGUCACGCCCCCAUUCUGCACUUAGACAUUGUGAAUGGAGCCAAAUUCAGGAUUCCAGCACCCUUGCAUUUCGCCUGGGACCUAGUCAGCCACACAAGGUCACCUUAUGUUUAACCCUGCUUUGGGAACACUGCAUUCAAAGGUGAUAUUACAGAUAUGAAUAUAACCAAUCACAUAGCCCUAUGUUUGUUGGUGCCAACUGCCCUAAGAUCUUAUUAAAGCUCUUUUCAUAUAUGAACUUUUUUCAGCUCCUUGUGAGUUUAAAAAGGAUAUAUUUAUAAUAGGAAAAAUAUUUAGAGCAAAAAGGCUACAAAAGGUCCAUAUAGAGUAUUAUAGUAUGUAGCACAUUAAAUAUAAAGACAGAAUAUGGACACCUUAAAUAUAAAAGAAUAGUGGAAGGGGACAUCUAUUGCUGAUAGGUGCCUACUGUUCAUUGCUUAUUAACGCUAUGAUGCUUGACCAUUCUGUAUUACGUUAUGUUAAUGGUCGUGGAAUCUUUGGACCAGCCUACAGUUUUUAAAUAAGUCCUUUCCUACAGACUCCUGGAAUAUUCACUGGACACCAAUAAGAUUCGCAGACAGGAUGCAAUCUCCACCAUUAGCAGCAUUUCCAGUAACGUGAUAGGACAGAAUCUUGCUUGGGACUUUGUGAGAGCCAAUUGGAUUACCAUAUUCCAAUAGUAAGUGUCUUUUACUUGUCUUUGGUUUUCAGAUUGCCUUUAAUCCAAACCGGGUAAUCCUGAGUGGAGAGCUCUCAUAUUGAUACAAUGUUAGUUCUCAAUUAGGUUGCCAUUAGUGGUAAGCUUUUUCCAACUCAUUUUGUAACUCUUGAAGAUUCAUCUUUUGAAGUUAAAGUUUUGAUUGUUUUGAAAUUUCAAUAAAACAUUGAAACAUACAACUUACAACAAUACAACAUUCAACAUUCAGGAAUCAGCAAAUAAGCAUAUCAAGAGCAGGAUUGAACAGAGGUAAACAAGGAACAAAACAGUAAUUUUAUGCUACCGGGAUACAAAGGCAGUUUGGCGAAGGCCCUUACCUGUUUCAGCAUUACGGUGUCCCUGUGCACAUAGUGUGGCUCAUGAACACAUGGUUUGACAUGUUUGGUGUGGAGGACCUCAAGUAGCUUGUAUAGAGUUUUCAAAUUAAGCCCAUUGCACACUUUGUUAUGAAUUGGAGCACUGAUUACUAUGCAGACCUUCUCGUCCAAAAUCAUUGUUUGUCCUCAUAAAUGCUGAUUUAGUUGAACACACUUGCAUUCCCACAGACACAAUCCCAAAUCUUGUGGGAAGCCUUCCCAGAACAGUUGGGAAAAGGUGAUGAAGCAACUCCAUUUAUGUGUGAUGGUCAGAUGUCCCCAUGCUUUUUGCAUAGCGUACGCCCCACUUGUUUCUGUUACCCUCAGCUUGUUUUUUUGUUUUGUUUUUUUAGCUAGUAUUUGUUUAAUUUACAUGUCUUUCAAAGAAUUACAAGCUACAGAUGUGGGAGAAUUCAAAUCAUUCAUUGCACCAUGAACUAAUAAUUGGAUUUACGAUAUUUGUCCAAAAUAGUAGAAUUGAAGUAUGUGCAAUUCUCAGGUCACUUAUUGAUAAUUCACAGUUUCGUGAAUAAGUUUGAUAGGUGUAUAGUCACAAACAUAUGUAUAAGAAUAUUGUAAAUUGUUGACAAAAAUAGGAGAAUAUGAAACAUUCAGGUUCAAAUCUAGGUAUCUCUUUUUCCAAGCCACCAUAGCUUCUUGGUUCAUCAACUAAUAUAUGAUUUGAAUUAAAUGCUGGACACUUGAAUAAGCACUUGUUACAUUAUUUUUUUAUUUACUUUUGGAUGUAUUUUUUCUUGUAGCUUUGGAGGGAGCUCUUUUUCCUUUGGUAACGUGAUUGAACGGUUGUCUCGACGCUUUUCUUCUGACUUUGAACUUGAACAGGUAAGAAAUGUGAAUAUUUGUCUGAAUGUUAAAGGGACACUCCAUUACCCAAAUAUGAAAAAAGAAAACUAACUCUUUAGUAGAUAUAACCUUGAUGUAAACAUGCAUGCAUUUAAUUAUAUAUUUUUUUCUUCGGGGUUAUACCUUAAAACAGUUUGUAAAAGCUACAGAUCUGUUGUCUGAAGUAUUUGGUAGCCCUCCUCUUCUAACCCCACCCAGACUUUCUGUGACUGUCCAAUCAAAGACUUCCAAAUGCAGCUCAAUGAGAAGUCUUUGGAAGGAAGGUUCUUGCUGCCUCUUGAGUUUAGCUCAAUUGAUCUAAACAAACAAGGAAGUAACAGGACUGGAGAGGUCUUCUCUCCUAAUCAUCCAAACAAAAAACAAAAAAAAAAUUGAGUCAGAAAGACCCAAUAUAUCAUGGCACACCAGGAGUAGGGUGCACACUGGGACUAUUCACCGGGCUGCACAUUGCAUGGAGACCCAUGCGGCAUCUUACAUGGUGCCCCUUACACUGUUGUGCCCAAUCCUCAUAUGAAUGCCAGAGACCCUGAGGACUUAGCCAAAACCCUGCAGUAGCUGAGGGUGGUACAAGGGAGCCAGUAAGAUGAACUGGAAAGCCCAAUAUGGUACCUUCGCUGAGGAGAGGGAAGAUUGAUAUAUGCAAAGUGAGAGUGCCAACCCCUGUAAAAUAGUCCCACCUUGAGAGUACAACCUCAAUGUCUGCCCCAAAGCUCACUGCUUAGAUGUCUUGUGAGUUUCUAGGUGUUACCAGUCAUAGCAAUUAGGCAAUCUCAUGCUCACCCCAUAUAGAUAAUACAAUAGGUGGGAAAUAAAAAAAAAUACAUUAUCAGUCUUACAUACUACAGGAACAUAAAGAUUAUUAUUAGGCAAUAUUUUGCCUACAGUUAUUGUCUAUCCAUGUACUGACCCCUGCCUGUCUUUGACUUUGAACUUAUGCCUCAUGGAUCUUCCUCUCUCCUGUCUGAACUUACCUUUGGAACGUCCUACCUGUUUGACACAUUUGGAAUAAGGAGACUUUUCCCUCUUAAAGUGACAGUUCUCCUUGCAAUCUCUUGCUUAUUGAGUACUUCGGUAACCUAAUAUCUUUAUAUCUAAAUACAUUUACGAAAAUUAAAACAAAUCAACAACCGUGCUGUUUUUUUUCUUUUUUUUUUUUUUAGCUCAUGCUGUUCAAAAGUCAAACCCCGGAUCUUGGGACAGCUGCUCGAGCUCUGGAUCAAGCCAUAGAAAAGACACAAGCAAACAUCAAAUGGGUGAAUGGAAAUAAAGUGGCUGUACUGAACUGGUUCAAGAGUGCACUAAAGCCAAGGAACAUCUGAAACUCACUACUUAUUACAUUAGAAAAGAAAGUUUACAACCCUCAUGUGCUUGCCAUCAAGAUUCUUCACUACUCCAUAUUAUGAUCUUGAUUUAGUAUAUAAAAAUAUAAUAGCUUUUCAAAGGAUUUAUUAUUUAUGGAUAAACUUUUAAAAAAAGUAUAUCGUAUAUAGGAAAUAUAUCAAUAUAUUUUAAGAAAUAGCAAACUAUUACAAAAGUAUUAAAUCAUUCUAAAAGUGUAACCAAAAAUUAUUAAAUAAUGUAAAAAGCGUACCCAACAAUAUUAACCCGAGGUCUAUGUGUGAGAUGAAGCAUUGUAUCAUGGGGUAGAAGAUACAUCUCAAUCCUCACUACUGAAAAUCCAUAAGAAGCAGCAAUCUUUGUUAUCUAUAGUUUUGUGGAUUUCUAUGAAUUACCUUUUAAAAUGAAAGAGAAAUCCAUUAUUUUCAUAAACAUAACCAAACGUUAAAGUUCUGGUCCCUGUGACACAUGGGGGCUUAAUAUGACACACCACUUAACAUCAUGUACGUUUAUUUAAAUGUUUACAAUAUCUGUGUACAUAAUAAUGAUUGAUUUUGUUUUUUCAGAAAAUGUUAAACUAAAACGAAAUACAAUAAGAAAUGUAAUUAUUAAUUUGUUUUGGGGGUUUGCUUUUUUAAGCAAUGUAAAAUAAAAAAUGAAUCAAGAAG
This is a messenger RNA of Pelobates cultripes (western spadefoot toad), 33364 nucleotides long. Lineage: Eukaryota; Metazoa; Chordata; Amphibia; Anura; Pelobatidae. The record is from the annotation of a GenBank genome assembly.